Molecule: messenger RNA, 750 nt
Organism: Papaver somniferum (opium poppy)
Lineage: Eukaryota; Viridiplantae; Streptophyta; Magnoliopsida; Ranunculales; Papaveraceae
Product: protein DOG1-like 3
Exons: 1
Coding region: 1-750 (249 amino acids)
Biological process (GO): DNA-templated transcription
Molecular function (GO): sequence-specific DNA binding
Source: RefSeq, a predicted model, not a curated record
AUGGAAAGCUCAUCGGAUCUAGUUCGAUUCCAUGAGUGCUACCAGAACUGGAUGACUCAACAACAAGAAGAUCUUGAUGAGCUCUUACAAGUGUACAACCAAAAGCCUAAUGAAGAAGAGAAGCUAGUCUCGGUCAUCGACAAAGUUCUCGAACACAUGCAAGAGUAUAAUAACAGAAGAUCAGAACUUGCAGUUAUCGAUGCUCCGUCCUUUAUCUCACCUACUUGGUGUCCUUCCAUAGAGAGGUCGUACCUAUGGCUCGGUGGCUGCAGACCUUCGUUAGGGAUUCGACUCGUUUACUGGCUCUGUGGUUCAGAACUCGAGUCGCGACUCUGUGAGUACUUGGAAGGAGUAAGAAUAGGCAACGUUGGCGAGUUAUCAGCAGAUCAACUCAAUCUUAUUAGUGAGUUACAACUGAGAACAAUUAGAGAAGAAGAGAAACUUUCAAGUAAGAUGGCUAGUUUUCAAGAAGAUAUAGCUGAUAAUCCACUCACAGGACUUGCUAACAACUUGGACGAUCCAACAACUGAGUCGAAUGGGCAAGUGGAACAGGCUUUGGAUUCACAUGCUAAAGAUUUGGCUAGUAUAUUAGGUGACUCGGAUAAGUUGAGGCUGAAUAAUCUGAAAGAACUUCUAGGUAUCUUGACGCCGUUACAAGCUGUUGAUUAUCUGAUUGCUUCAAUUAAACUUCACAUUCGUGUGCACCAGUGGGGCUUAAGAAGGGAUGAGCACCAUGGAAGGGCGGGAUAA